Molecule: messenger RNA, 779 nt
Organism: Diospyros lotus (date-plum)
Lineage: Eukaryota; Viridiplantae; Streptophyta; Magnoliopsida; Ericales; Ebenaceae
Exons: 3
Coding region: 400-768 (122 amino acids)
Source: RefSeq, a predicted model, not a curated record
GGUGAAGUAGCAAGAACUGAAAUUAUUCCUUUUUUUAAAAAAAAAAAAAAUUGUUUGCUAUUAAUAUUAUGAACUUUACAUAUAAAACUGGAAGGGAGCUAUUUUCAUCUGGGGAAGACAAUAAUAAUAAAAAGAAAUAAAAAUUAAAUAAUAUUUUCAUUCAUUUUCAUGGAAAAUCCUUUCUUUCCGUGUUUUCCCUAAAUUGAGAAAGUAUGGAUGAACAACCGUUGAUUACUAGAAUAGAGUAGAAGAGCAGCCAAACAUAGCCAGAAGAUUUUCUUGGUUUUGCGGUCGGCUGGUGUGUCGCCGACCAGGAGUCCCACUUAAAGUCCAAAGCGCUCCUCUCUUCUUCUCUCCGACAGUAGUAGUUACACAGAGAGAGAGAGAGAUCCAGAAACGAUGGCUUCGCCGAGAGCUAGGGUUACUUUCCGCAUACUACUGGCUAUUCUAAUCACAGUCGCUUUCUUCUACCUCUUUCGUCCUCUCUACUGGAAAAUCUCCGCCACUAUCCAAGACAUCCGUCAAAACAAGCAGACCGUCUCUGGAGGCAUUUCGCAGAUCGUCGACGAUGCUCGGAAAUCGGUCGGCUGGUACCACGACGAGUCCGAUGCCGGAAGGACGACGGCUCGGAGAAUUCUUCGUCAGAUUCGAUCCAGGAAGCCUGAUGGCAGAGGAGGAUACAGUGGAACUAUACUGUGCUUGAAUAAAGCUCCCUUAUCCAGGAAUGCUGCUGAUGCCAUUAUCAUCAAAUGGCCUUUUUCUAUCUAGGCGUGGGAGCU